GCCUGGGCUCUUCUUCUGCGGCGACGUGGUCUCCCUGGGCCCGUUCGUGGAGGGGCUGAGCGCAGGGGAGCCCGUGAUCGGGCUCGUCGACGGCGCGCAGCUGGUAGCCGCGGGUGGCAACGAUGCCGAGAGGGCCGCGGACGCGCAGGGUGCCCACGACGCCGAGGAGGCGGGCGCGCACUCUGUGGGUGGCAGUUGCCGGGAGCUCGUGCGGGCGCACUUCUCGUCCCUGCUGCCCGCGGGCGACCUGGCGGGCGCCGGCCUGCACAUGCCCUCCGUCGUCGCCCACGUGCCUCCCAUGGUCGGUGCCUUAUCUGGCUUCUGCGCCUGUUCCCACUUGCGGCUGCGCCGGGACGACGCCCUGCUUGUGGUCGCCCCGCGGGUGGCGGACGUUAUCUUCCUGCUGCAGAGGCUGAUCCUCCUGGCCGACGCCUGGGCGGGGCCGCUGUACCUGCUGGUGCUGCAGGGCCGGCAGCCCAGCCGGGCCGAGCUCGAGCGCCACCCCCUGCUGAGACCGAUGCUGGCUCAGGUCGGCCCCUGCUCGAGGUGGGCGACGAGCGCAGGAGAACGCUCCGGCGCUGCCCGUGGCUCUGCCCCUCGCAGGGAGGGCACCGACGCCGAGGGGCCUGUGGGCUCGGCGGCCGCGCCUCCGGCGCGGACGUUCUUGGACGACUUCGUGGGGCUGUCGGCGGACGACCACGCCCAGCAGCGCUUCGGGCCGGGGGCGUCCCCGCGGCAGAUCGCGGAGG
Messenger RNA from Prorocentrum cordatum, 749 nucleotides. The record is from the annotation of a GenBank genome assembly. Lineage: Eukaryota; Dinophyceae; Prorocentrales; Prorocentraceae.